CCGCAACCGGCAAUAAUCGUACGAGUACACGUGAGUUACCGUGGUCGAUACUCGAUAGCUGCUACUAGUGACAUGCACGCGUGUGGUCUAUUAAGGUCAGGGUACUAUCGAAGUGCCAAAUCUGCGGAAAAUCUUGUUUUCACUAUCGAUUUGUGUGAUUAGAUAGAAAGGUCGUAUCUUGCUUAUGAUGUACCUUGUCACUUUAUGAAUGAUCAACGUAACGUCUGCCUGAGUUUGCAGCUUGACUCAUGCUAUAUUCCCGUAACAGAUUCGGCGAUUGAUCGCGGUGAUUAUGGAUCUGUCAUCUUCGUUCUGGGCAGAAAGUAGGAGUCGAAGGUAGACCAUAAUUUUUCAAGCCAAUUUAUUAAACCUCCUAAAUAUCUUGGUCUUAGCAGUUUGUAUGUUGACUGUUGAGACAGAUUCAAAGUAUCCAUUACCGUUGCACAGUUUCUUCACUUCCAUAUGAAUCUUCAAGCUGUUCAGUUACGCAGUAGGAAAAGGAUUGCGUAAAGAGUAUCAAUAUUAUUAAUUAGCGACCAGCUCGGUUGUCAGUCAUGUGUCGAAUAAAUUGCUUUUGACAGUCUUUCCUUUUAGCAUAACUACGUCAUUGUCAGAUGAAAUUAUGCAUAAGCGAAAACUUUUAGCAAGGAAAUCAUGAUGAUUUAUGGUUUAAUGGUGAUAUCCUGUCGACACCUCGGUUGAUAUGCCGGCACCAGAUUUAGUUCAAGUUCUCGCAUUCAUCUCUCUCUCGACGUGUACAGCCAUUUGGCCAUGGCCCGGUUUGAAGGAUGCACACAGAGUUGUCAUUUGAUAAUGCAUUAUAAAUUUCCUUGCAUUAUAACGGUGGCAUAAUCUGAAGUAGCGUUAUGAUCCACGGUUUUCGAAUAAUUUGUCCGAAAUCCGUGGUCACAGUUUUCGCCUUGGUCAGUAGAAGCACUGUAGCUGAUUUUGCGCACGCAACAUUUUCCCAUUUCCGGUUGAACGAAUGUAACUGCCUUCCCUACGACAUUAUUUUGCCCAAAAGCGGCUAACGAGGAUUUAGUAUAGAGCUGUUCAUGCCGGAAUACGGAUCUCAUCGGCGCAUGCUCAUUUUGGUGUAAUUAACGGCGUUAUCUUGGGAACUACUGUGCGAAAGUUCGACAACCAGCAAUUUAUAUACCGCGGUGCGGAACUCCUAGUUCAUGAUGUGGAGCAGUUACGGCAGCUUUUCUUUGUUCUUCCCUUUCCUGUUAGCGGCAUCAAUUGGAGAUCUUCCAAUUACUAUCCACCCUCCAACGGAUGCAGACGGCGGAUCAAGGCUGCCCACUCCACUUCAUGAAGCCGAAGACAAUAUCUGCCGGACAGAAGCAUGUGUGACAAGAGCGGCACUUAUGUUACAAUCCAUGAACACUUCCGUGGAACCUUGUCAAGACUUUUUCGAAUACGCUUGCGGCAACUGGAAUGUCCUGAAUCCCAUUCCCCCUGAUUACGCCAAAUGGGGUGUCCUGCAGCAAAUGCAGCAGCAACUAUUUGCCAAAUUGCGAAAUCUGAUGGAUUUCAACGGGACUGAUGUUUCAACGGCGAGAAAAAAGGCCCGACAAGUUUAUGCCGCAUGCAGUGAUAUCAAUGCCAUUGAAGAAUCCGGAUCGCUUCCAUUUAUUGAUGCCUUGAAUAACGUUAUGGGCUCAUGGCCAAUGCUAAAUAAAUCAUGGGACAGUAGCCAGUUUAGCGUGUUGGACACUUACAGCAAAAUGGCUCGCGAAGGUCAAUCGUACCUGAUUUCAAUGUACGUAUCUGCUAACCAGGAAAAUCCCCGUGAGCAUAUAUUGUUCUUUGAUGAAACUUCCCUGGGAUUACCGUCAAAAAAAAUGUAUUAUCGUUCAUCAUCGGAGCGCACCCGACGAGGAUAUAUGGCCUUAAUGAAAAACCUUACGAAGUUAUUGGCCGAAGACUUGAAAGUGAAACCCCCAAAUGAUCUCGAUAAGCAGCUAAAGGAUUUUUUUGACUUCGAAGCCGCAAUUGCUAACUUCAGUUUCACGGAAGAAGAGCGUCGUGAUCCAUAUAAAACCUUCCAUAAAAUGACGCUAAAUGAUUUUCUCGAUCAUCAUUUCAACAAAACCUUCAACAAAUCUGACAUAUUACAAGCCUUACGGAAUAUACCCCUCAACGGCUCAGUGGCAGAGGCCAUUCAGUUAAAUUUAACUGUCAACGUUGUCAAUCCAUCAUAUUAUGAAAAACUGGACGACUUGUUAUCGAAAAAGCUGUCGGACAAAGCCGGUACGGGAAAACGUUUUAUUGCCUCUUAUUGGGGAUGGCGUUUACUGCAGAAUGCGGCAGCUCAGUUAUCCAAACGCUAUCGCGAUGCGGCAUUCGAAUUUGAUAAAGUCUACUCCGGGGUAAAGGAAGAAUCCCCUCGCUGGCGGACUUGUGUGGAUUAUACCAAUUCAGCCAUGAAGUUAGCUGUCGGCAGCAUAUAUGUGGAUAUCUAUUUUGGCAUGGAAGCGAAGAGCAAACUUCUCGGGCUGGUCAGCGAUAUACAAAAUUCCUUCGAGCGCAUACUUAACGAAAUCCGUUGGAUGGAUAGUGAAACCAAAGACAGAGCCCUUAAAAAGCUUCGCGCUGUAAUGGAAUAUAUUGGAUACCCGGACUUCAUUUUACAAGAUCUGCCACGGCUGGACCUAUUUUAUGAAAAAUUCAAUAUUUCGAAUUCUCACUUCGUCAACGACAAGAAUAUUGAUGUCCAAAUCACUGCCAAGCACCAUGAAGAUUUGCUCAAACCAAGUUUGCGUAACAUUGACGAGAAUGUCGCGCCGGCUACCGUAAAUGCCUACUAUUAUCCACAGAAAAAUAUCAUCGCAUUUCUGGCGGGUAUUAUGCAACCACCGGUAUUCCACAAGGAUUAUCCUGAUUAUUUAAACUACGCGGCACUGGGCCAAGUGUUCGGACAUGAACUGACUCACGGAUUUGACGACAAAGGCUCAUUAUUCGAUGAAGAAGGUCGACUAUCCGCGUGGUGGACAAACACUUCUCGUAUUAACUACUUGAAUCGCGCCAAAACCGUCAUUGAGCAAUACAAUAGCUAUAAUACUUCCGCUGGAAACCUCAACGGAGUAUUAACUUCCGGAGAAAAUAUUGCUGAUAAUGGCGGUGUUAAAGAAGCCUAUAUGGCAUUUAAGCAGUAUUUAUCCCGAGUGAACGAAUCCUCAAUCUCGUUGUUACCUGGUUUGGAAAGUUUCUCCGUGGAGAGGGUUUACUUCUUGGCCAGCGCACAAACAUGGUGCGGAUAUUACCGACCGGAAUAUAUGGCGAACAACAUUUUACUGUCGGUUCACAGUCCGUAUCCGUUUCGCGUAAUGGGACCGCUGUCGAAUCUGCCAGAUUUUGCGGAGGCUUUUAAUUGUCCUUCGGGAUCACCUAUGAACCCCUCAAAGCGCGCUGGUGUAUGGUGAAAUUUUUGCUACACGAUUUUUGUUAUAAAAAUCUUGUGCGUGCAGUACACCUUGAAAUCAGUGCUAACACAUCUGGGAAUCUCAGUGGAAGUCGAGCUACUAAUUUAUUUAGUAUUGCGCAUGCUGGUCUGUAGCCCGGUGUAACCUAUUUGUUUCGUUUUAUUAGUAAAAUUUGUUGUCAGGAAUUUGCAAUUGCUUUAAACCGUAUAGACAGACUACCUACGGCUAACCGUGUAGGCAUUACUCGGUAGGCGAAGGCCAUAAUUUGGAAAAUAAU
Molecule: messenger RNA, 3705 nt
Organism: Paramacrobiotus metropolitanus
Lineage: Eukaryota; Metazoa; Tardigrada; Eutardigrada; Parachela; Macrobiotidae
Product: neprilysin-4-like
Exons: 13
Coding region: 1182-3428 (748 amino acids)
Biological process (GO): protein processing
Cellular component (GO): plasma membrane
Molecular function (GO): metalloendopeptidase activity
Source: RefSeq, a predicted model, not a curated record